This is a messenger RNA of Cyphomyrmex costatus, 505 nucleotides long. RefSeq lists its product as uncharacterized. The annotation marks the transcript as partial. The record is from RefSeq and is a predicted model, not a curated record. Lineage: Eukaryota; Metazoa; Arthropoda; Insecta; Hymenoptera; Formicidae. The transcript is spliced from 2 exons.
AACCUCCUAGAAAGAAAUGAACUGAAAAUUCCUCAUCCAAGUCCUCUACCAGGCACUGAUAAAGAUUUUCCAUUCGUUAUUGUAGGUGAUGAAGGUUUUAUAUUAUCUGAAAAUGUACUCAUACCUUUUCCUAAAGAACAAUGUUCUGGUAAAAGAGACAGAAGAAUUUUUAACUACAGACAUUCUCGUGCCAGAGGACGCUCUGAAAAUGCAUUUGGUGUCAUGGCCAGUCGUUUUCAAAUUUUUCGAUCUCCAAUGAGAUACGAUCCGGAUGAUGCCUGUGAUAUUAUAAUAGCUGUAUGCUGUCUACAUAAUAUGCUUCGGACUGAUGUUGUUGGUCGUGCCAUGUACACACCACCAUCAUAUAUAGACACAGAAGAUGUGCUACGAGGAAAUAUUUUGCCUGGUGAUUGGAGAAAUGAACAAAUUCAGGGUUUAGUGGGGUUUCAAAAUCCAAGAGGCUACCGUCAUGCUAAUCACGCUUUAGCAUUACGAGAAAUGUGGU